GACAGACAGCAGAUCCGCUGCCUCACUGACUGCGACACCUUAACAACCACCAAACAGCACCGACACCAAACAGAUGAAGGAGAGCCAACUGUAGGCGAGGAAGAGGAGGUGGAUCGGAGGCUUUCCUAAAAAUAUAGAGAAGAAAAAAAAUAUCAGGAGAGGAGGAGGAGCGGGGGCAGUGAGCCGGGUGGCCGGGACACGGAGCCCGUCCAGCGGGGAGAAAUCACCGCCGCGACCGUCACAUCACAUCAGUGCUCGGAGAUGACAAAGGCCUAGUGAAGCAGAGCGAGAUGUCGCAGAAGAAGAUAUUCCUGGUCUUCGUCGCCAUCAGUACUGUCAGUCUGCUGCUGCACCAUGGGGGCCACUUGAGCUGGACCAUGGAGGCCUUCCACCUCGGUUGUCCUGCCCUCCGCUCUCACCCUGCCCCGGGCCUGAAACCUAAACACACCAAUGUGGCCUUCCUCAAGACCCACAAAACGGCUAGUACCACCAUGCAGAACCUGCUUUUCCGCUUCGCAGAGCGCAACAACCUCACGGUGGCGUUGCCCGUGCAGGCCUGCAGCCACCAGUUCUGCUACCCACGCUCCUUCACCUCUCACUUUGUCCACCCACACACGCUGCCGCCGAACAUCAUCACCAGCCAUAUGCGCUUCAAUAAGGCAGAGCUGCAGCGCCUGAUGCCCAACGACACAAUAUACAUCACGAUCCUGAGAGAGCCGGGCUCCAUGUUCGAAUCCUUGUUUAGUUACUACAACCAGUACUGUCAGAGCUUUAAGAGGGUCCCCAACGGCUCCCUGGAGGCUUUCUUAGAAGAGCCUUGGCGCUACUACCGACCAGAUGAGAAGGACUCCAUGUACGCACGCAACACCUUGACCUUUGACUUGGGCGGAGACAAGGAUCGCCCAGCGACAGAUGUGGCAUAUGCCCGGGCCUUUCUAGCAGAGGUGGAGCGAGUUUUCUCCCUUGUGAUGAUUGCCGAGUACUUUGACGAGUCGCUGGUUCUCCUUCGCCACCUCCUCUCUUGGGAUCUGGACGACAUCCUGUAUGUUAAACUCAACAUGCGAACACCAAGCUCAAAGCGGAGCCUGACGCCUGGACUUCCUUCAAAGAUCCGUGCCUGGAAUUCCUUAGACGCACGUCUCUAUGACCACUUCAAUGCCUCCUUGUGGCGCCAGCUGUCAGCUCUGGGUCCAGCCUGUGUGGCAAGAGAGGUGCGGCUCCUUCGGCGAGCCCAGGAAAGGUUAAUGAGAAGCUGCUUUGGUGGGCGGAUGCCACUUCUCCGAUCAGCUGCGCAGAUCAAAAACAAGGAUCUACGUCCCUGGCAACCUAGUGGGAAAGUCGAUAUCGUGGGCUACGACCUCCCGGUAAAUCUCAGCCGUGGGUUCUCGAGCCAAGCUCAGGAGCUCUGCCUCAAGCUCAUCAUGCCAGAAGUCCAGUACACUCGGGUGCUCCUACGUUCCCAAUCACUGCGGUACCGCCGAGGCUACCAGCUCCGGCCUCCGCAGCAGCAACAUCCCCUCCAGCAGCCCAUACGCACAGUCCUGCCACGGCAUGCUCAAGUGCAACGCAGCCAAGUCCCCCCUGCCGCCCCGGGCCCUGCAUCAGGGACAGGGUCCACCUCCACCUCGAAGCCUGCUGCAGGAAGUCAAAGUCGGACCACAAAGUUAGGACCUAAAUCCUUGCAGACCCAGGCCUCACAGACUGAAAAAUAGACUUGAAUAUAAUAGUGCCCAACAGACUGCAUUGUCCUACCCAUCCUGACCCUCGAGACAAUGGUGCUUGGUUGAUUGGGGGUGUUGGGAAUAGGGGCGUCCUUGGAAAAAAAGUCUGGGUUGUUCUUGAAUCAGUGUCUCU
Molecule: messenger RNA, 1854 nt
Organism: Plectropomus leopardus (leopard coralgrouper)
Lineage: Eukaryota; Metazoa; Chordata; Actinopteri; Perciformes; Serranidae
Gene: gal3st3
Product: galactose-3-O-sulfotransferase 3
Biological process (GO): glycolipid biosynthetic process
Cellular component (GO): membrane
Molecular function (GO): galactosylceramide sulfotransferase activity
Source: RefSeq, a predicted model, not a curated record